AGUAGAAGGUCUUUAUUUUUAUCCAAUAUGUGAAAAGAUUUAAUUCUUUUCCCCAACAAUACUUAAAUCUGACUGUUUUGGAUAUAGCAUAGGAGAAUGCCACUGCCUGCUUCCCCGCAGUCUGCCAGCCAUCUUUUGAAGGUGUCAUCGCUUGUUGUGGAGCAGUGACUAAAUGUCACCUGAUCCCGUUGACAGCUGUUGCUUUGCCCCCGCACCCUUUACGGAGACAAAAAUGGCAGCUGGGAUUCCACUGGGGUCAUGUGACCUACUAAGAAUAGCCUUGUAGGCUCAGGAUAGGGAAUGAUAUCAGAAAGAAGUCAAGAUCUGGACAGGCAAAGUAGAAAAAGAGAAGCAAGCUUGGUGGACGGAGGGAAAUUCCUGAAGUGGAAAUAAAACAGGAAGAGGCCAAGGUGUAAAAGCCAGGAAGGAGAGAGGCUAGUACUGCCAAGGCAGGGGAGCUGGAGCAGGCAGGCAGAAUAAGGCAGAGAGAGCAGAGAUUGACAAGGCAGGCGUUGAGAUUUAGGGAAAGCGGAGGGGGUCAUCCAUCCAGCCCAUUGGAGUGUGCUGUGGGCAAGAAUCAGUGUUGCGGGGAUGAACUUUGCCGUGGGCUUCAAGCCGAUGCUGGGGACUUCACAGAGCAUGGAUAACCUGGAGAAGCAGCUUAUCUGCCCCAUCUGUUUGGAGAUGUUCACCAAGCCAGUGGUCAUCCUGCCCUGCCAACACAAUCUCUGUCGUAAGUGUGCCAACGACAUCUUUCAGGCCUCCAACCCACUGUGGCAAUCCCGUGGAUCUACAUCAGUGUCCUCAGGAGGCCGAUUCCGGUGCCCAUCCUGUCGGCAUGAAGUGGUGCUGGACCGGCAUGGAGUUUAUGGCCUGCAACGCAAUCUUUUGGUGGAAAACAUAAUUGAUAUCUACAAGCAAGAAUCCUCUCGGCCUCUCCAUGCCAAGGCAGAGCAGCAGCUGAUGUGUGAAGAACAUGAAGAGGAAAAGAUCAACAUAUACUGCUUGACCUGUGAGGUUCCAACCUGCUCUAUGUGCAAAGUCUUUGGAGCCCACAAAGACUGUGAAGUGGCUCCUCUGACCAACAUUUAUAAGCGCCAAAAGGGGGAGCUGAGUGAUGGCAUUGCCAUGUUAGUGGCAGGGAAUGACCGUAUCCAAGCCAUCAUCACCCAGAUGGAAGAGAUCUGUAAAACUAUUGAGGAUAAUGCUCGGCGACAGAAGCAGCACCUUUGUCUGCGCUUUGACUCUUUGUACAGCAUCCUGGAGGAACGCAAAAAAGAGCUGUUGCAAGAAAUUGGACGAGAGCAAGAGGAAAAAGUCCAAAGGGUGCGGGGGCUCAUCCGGCAAUAUGGAGACCACCUUGAGGUCUCCUCUAAGCUGGUUGAGUCAGCCAUCCAAUCCAUGGAGGAACCCCAGAUGGCCCUCUAUCUGCAGCAGUCAAAGGAGCUGAUCAAAAAGAUCACAGACAUGUCCAAGGCAUCCAUGAGUAGCCGGCCUGAGUCUGGCUAUGAAAACAUGGACCAUUUCUCUAUCAAUGUAGAUCACGUUGCUGAAAUGCUGAGAACUAUUGAAUUUCAGACAGAUAUUUCUGGAGAAGAAACUGAGUCUGAAGGAAUUAUCGCAGAAGGAAGUGUUGAAGCUGGAGAGGAAGACCAUCCAGAAGGAUCAGAGGGGCCUGAAGGAGCAGAAGAUGGAGAGAACCUGUCUCGAUUCAGACCAAAGCCACCUAAUAUACCACCUCGGGGACAACACUGAAAAGUCACUUUGAAGACGGAAGCAGUUGGAGAAUGUUCCGGUCAGCCCCAUCCCAUGCUUCUUCCUCCACUCCAGCAGACGUUUUUCUUGCUUCCUACUAAAUUUUCUUUCUCUGUGCAUCUUUUUCUUGCUUCCUUCUAUGCUCUUUUUCUCCCCAUACCAUUUGGCUUUUUAAUAUAUGGAGAUAAUAAAGUUGUGAGUUAUUUUUGCUAACAGCAAUUCUGGCAAGGUUCGUUGGGUGAGAGAGAUUCU
This is a messenger RNA of Pseudonaja textilis, 2007 nucleotides long. It is a transcript of the gene TRIM54, whose product is annotated as tripartite motif containing 54. NCBI's taxonomy places the organism in Eukaryota, Metazoa, Chordata, Lepidosauria, Squamata, Elapidae. The record is from RefSeq and is a predicted model, not a curated record. Gene Ontology annotation, molecular function: zinc ion binding.